Messenger RNA from Corythoichthys intestinalis (scribbled pipefish), 5465 nucleotides. RefSeq names its product ephrin A4. Bases 268 to 885 code for a protein of 205 amino acids. Lineage: Eukaryota; Metazoa; Chordata; Actinopteri; Syngnathiformes; Syngnathidae. Gene Ontology annotation, molecular function: ephrin receptor binding. Gene Ontology annotation, biological process: axon guidance; ephrin receptor signaling pathway. Gene Ontology annotation, cellular component: plasma membrane. The transcript has 5 exons. The record is from RefSeq and is a predicted model, not a curated record.
CCAAAGCUCCUUCUGUCACAUAUCCACGUUCUUCAACUUUGUAUUUUAUUUUUUUUCAUUUUAGAAAAGCGAGUUGGCACAAAAUGAAGAUUUUUUAUAAAUUAGCAACAAGUCCUCACUUUGGAGGUGCAAAAUUUCUUAGCAUUCAGUGACUCCCUCAAGUCACCUUGCACAGAAUGACGCGCAACUAGCUGGUGAAGUCAAAUCGUCUCACCUGUUUUGUGUUCAUUGUUUUGUUUUAUUUACACUUCGUAGUACGUGCGCGUGAUGGGCUCCCUCAUUUGGACGCCGACCACCCUUCCUGCUUGGAAAACCACUUUUUUACUUUUAAACGUGAUCUCAGCUGUCGUGAGCAAAAGACACACAAUUUACUGGAACUCCACCAACACCAGGUUAACAGCAGGUGGACUGUCUAUCCAAGUAAAUCUGAACGACUACCUGGACUUCUAUUGCCCUUACUACCCCAGCAAGCAAAUGCUGGGCCCCAGGCAGCCGGAGACAUUGGCCCUCUACCUGACCGAGGAGGCUGCCUUCCAGGGCUGUGUGGAGACAACGGCGGCCAUCAAGAGGUGGGAAUGCAACACCCCCUUUGCUCGGUUCGGCUCGGUGCGCUUCUCUGAGAAGAUCCAAAGAUUCACCCCCUUCUCGUUGGGAUUUGAGUUCCUGCCAGGGCGGCACUACUAUUAUAGCUCUCUGCCUGCAGAUGAAGGCCCACCGCUGCCGUGUAUGACGCUGCGCGUGACCGUGUGCUGCGAGACCGCGUCCAAGGGCUCCAAACAAACUCAAGCGACUUCCCCUCUUAGUCGGGCUCCCCCGUCGAGGACACCUUCGCUUCCUCUCCUCUUCAUUCUCCUCAUCCUCCUGGCCCUCCUGCUGACGACCUGACCUACUGGCACCUGUUGCCAGGGAGAUUGUGACACUCGGGCACAUCCUGUGACCCCUCGCCAUCCGUGCAAAAAGACCGUGGGGGACGCGUCUGUCAUUGCGCACACACAAAUAACCAGGUGCACCACACAGACACACACACACUCAGGAACUUGCAAGCCACAAUCCCACUCAUGCAAUCACUUUCCAACAUCAACUCAUUCACUCCCAGCCCAGGAGUAUGUAAUGUAUUCAUAGAGUAUGUGUUGUGGUAGUUAUUAAAAGAAGGAAAAUGGCAGCGUUAAAUACUGACCGAUUUAGGUUAAAUAUCCCAAAAGUGCUUACUUACUUUUAAUUGUUCUGCCCUUUCACGAAAUGUCGUUGGCAGACAUACAUGAUCAAAAAAUAAGUCUUACAAUUUUCAGACCCGUUAAGUGAAAUUUACAAUUAGCCGCUUGUCACGAUAUGUUGUAGUAGUACAUUUGUAGUCAAUUAUUUGAUCACAAUAAGGUGAAAUUAGAUCAUUUCCAUACACUUUCUGUUAUCAUACAGUACAUCGAUGGCAAAGAUGGGAUUUUUGUCUGUUUGUUUUCCGUAAAUUGUUCAACCAAUUCAGUGAAAUUGGAUCAUUUAACCAUAUACACUGUACACUGCCAGACAUUAAAUGUCACAGGCAUCUAUAGACGAAUAAAACUAAAUAAUGUUAUAUUGGAUCAUUUCCAUUGGCUCACAGAACACCUAUCAUGGGCAUAGAUCAUAGUAGAUAAACAAAAAUAUUGUUUUGUUUUUGUUAUUGAAAUUGAAAUCGUGUUUCUCGGCACUGCUUACCUUACGUCCUACGCAAACAUAACUGAACAAAAAUGUAUUGAUUGUUGUUUAAGUAAAAGAAAUAAUCAUCUGUAAUUGUAUUAUUUUUAUUUAUAAAGAAAAUAUUGAGGUUUAAUUGAUAACAUCUGAGAGGUAUUGUAUAAAUAACAGUGUGGAACUGUUUAUUUUUGGUUUGUUUAGAUCUGACAGCUGUUUUGAACAAAUUUUUGGGUGCAGAAUCACCACUGAUCUAGAUUUUUCUCUGAGGUCUUUUUUUUUUAACCGUAGGAAUACUGUACUUAACAUAAUAUAUGUGCUUGCUUUAUUUAAAUAUAUACUGUAUGGCAGAAAACACUCAGGUGACUUGAUGUUCCACUCUGAGACCCCCAAUUAGGCCAAAUUUCAAAUUUGUCCUAUAUGCAUGUGUGAUACAUCAUUGGAAAGCUUAAUACCUCAAUUUUCUGGGGCAAGAAAAUAUUUGAAUAGAAAAGCAUAAAAAAAAAAAUUAAAAAAAAACAGCAAAACCCUAACUGUAGGUGAGAGCAUGAGACAGCAUAAUUAAAGACGCCAUGAUUUUAAGAAGAUAUUAUCGCAUACUUGUUCCAAUCCAAAAACUCCUUGUAACAUAUAUCCGGAUUUGGGGGGGAUUUUACGGGUGAAACACGGUAAUAUAACAAGGGUCACGAUGCAGAAAUCGCAGACAUCAAGGAGUCGUCGAGAUUUUCUUUUUCAAAUAUUUAUCCUUUUGAACUUUUGUUUUUUGUUUUUUUUUUUCUUUGUCUGGAUCAAUUAUUGUCUAACAUAUCGGGGAAAAUGCGACAGUAACAAAAAAAAAAAACAAAAAAAAAUACAAUUAAGCGAUAGUUAUGAGGUAGAUAUCCGUGCCCUAUUUACAGACACUAUUUUUUACAUUGUGACAUAAUUUGUUUAAAAGUUUAAAAUAUGCGAGUGAAAAAUUUUAUAAAGUAUUUUCUUUAAACUAAAUAUUAGACAUCAAUUAAUUAUUCUAGGCUAAAAAUGAUAGCCAUUUUGAAUAAUAAAUAUAAUUACUAGAGCUGGGAAUCUUUGGGCACCUAACGAUUCAAUUACGAUUACGAUUCAGAGGCUCCGAUUCGAUUAUAAAACGAUUAUUGAUUCCCCCCCUCCUUUUUUUGUUUUAUUUUUUUUUUUUUUAAUGUUUUGUAUAUUAGUUCCAAAAUUGUUCAAAAAUACUCUCAGGCUAAACCAAACUACUAUUUCAGUAUCAAGUUAACAUAUAGCAGUAAACAAAUAUACAAAAAUAACAGUAAAUAAAAAAAACUCCAGUCCCCAUUCUGUAUCAGCAGCUUUAAACUACAUUCAAUUAAUUUAAUGUUGUGAAUCAACAAUUAAAGUUGUUAAAAUUGCUCCCAUUAUUCCAUAAUUUCCCUUUUGUCUACUUUCGACAUGUGAAACUAUUUUAAAGAUAGAUUCAAGUCAAUAUUUUACCGAUUUAGGAGUAUUUUAGAUAAAAAGUUAAUUAGGUUUGCUUGGAAGGUUCUCUACAACAGCCUUGCAGGGAAGUGUACUGCUUUAAGAUGGCGGCCGUUUACUAACGCCCGCAUCUAGCUUUUUGUAGGUGUGCUGCUAACGCUAACGAAUCUCUAAUGCAUCUAGUCCUAUAUAAAUGAUAUGUACCGUAACAUUAUGUGAAUGUACUUUGUAGCAGCUUUUCGGCAGCAGUCAGGUAUGUUGUUGGUUUUUUAUCUCGUGGCAUGAGUUGAGCUAGAGCCGUGAGUUGAGCAUUGGCAUUACACGAGGGGCCGGGAAAUGAGAAGCACGAUGUUUAGCUACUCUCGCUCCGUUCCUCAAUGUCCGCGCGGCGCGCUGAGUGUGUUGUACUUCCGCUUUACUUGACAUAUUUCAAUAAUUGGAACUCGGAUGUUUGUGAAUCGUUCUCGAAUCUUCCACGGCCGAAUCACGAAUAAUCUAAAAAUCGGAAAUUUUGCAUACCUCUAAUAAUUACAUACCUUGUUUUUAUGGCUGAGUUAAAACAAAAGCGGUUGCGCGGUGUCUGUAAACGGGGGUAUCCAGGGUAAAACGGGCAAAUUAAAAAUUGUUCGGGGGCUUAAUGCGCAUAAAACUUCUAUAGCAGCAUAUAGACAUAUUGUGCUAUCAAGCACAACGGUUCUUUUGGCUUAAAAUACAUCAGUUUAUUUUAAAAAGGGGGUGCAAGAGUAGAAACUGCUUUUUCAGCCUUGUCUGUGUUUUCCGCCAUAUAUGUUGACAUAAAAUUAAAUAUGAAAGAAACAGGCUUGAGUCUAAUCAUUCAUAAUUUUUUUGUUAGAUUUUUUUUUUGUUUAGUUUCAUUUAAAAAAUAUAUGGCUAGUUGUACAGUACUGUAUAUAUAUGUACUAAUAGCAUAGUAAGUUGGUUAGCGGUGGAGAAAUAACUGGAUGUGAUAGAGUAAAAAUGUCAAGUUUGGGAUUCUGCAACCAAAAAUUUGUUAAAAACAACUGUCAGUCCUUAAAUUUCAGAUAAUUUUUCCAAAAUUUUGGCCCAGUCUUGUGUUGUGGUUGGAGGUUGCGUCCCAUGAGAAAUUCCACAUUUCCAUAUAUUCACGAGUAAAGACAUUUACACAUUAAACUGGUUAAACAACAAGUUUUCUUUCAAGUUUGACCAAGUGCCACGUUUUUCUUUUCCAUACUACAGUGUGUUUGUUUACUUGAAUUUGAUCAAUAAAUGCAUUGAAGAGAGGUGUAGGGCUAUUAGGGCGUAAUGAGAUAAGGUUGCUGCGCCCCCUACUGGGAUCCUACUGGUUGUACUGGAAUUGGACUGGGUUGGCCAAACAGCCAAUUAUACUGGUGAUGUUUAACAAUGAUAAUAAAAGGUGGACCUCAGGCUGCUCUGUCCUGUUUGAUCGGGCGUCCUGCCGCGCUCUCUCUUUGGAUCACAGGACAAAUGCCUGCCAGAGGGAAUUGUGGGUAAACACUACACAGGGCCCGACUCGCUCCACUGAAGCACAACGCUGCACAUGAUAUGCGCACAUGCUCCUUUUCAUCCUUGACUUUUUUUCUUUUAACAUCAACUCUUAACUCAUUUUCACUGACAUGGUUAAUAAACCUUGCCAAAAUACAUCUGUUUUGUUGUUUUAGUUAGUUUUCUGUUAUUUAAUAUGGGAAAGUUUACGCACAUGAAAUGUAUUAUAAUGUAAAUAACUACUAAACCCAGUUUUUUCCCCCUUUUGGUGUACUUUGCCCUGCUGCAUUUUUGUUUUGCAAGCCAAAUGUAUUUUGAUUGGUAGUUAAUUGCCUGAUCAUUUUUAAUCUAAACGUAAAAAUGUUAAAACUUACAUUUUUGUGAUACCUUGUCACUCAAAGUGCCAUUGUUUAAAAAAUGUGUUGAGCAUGCAAUUCUGAAAUAAACUGUGUUUGUUUUAAUUUAGGGAAUUUUGAUUGCCUUUGGCUUUAAAUCAUUUUUAUGAAACUUCAUUGUUGGCACUUAUAUGAUUUUGUUUGUUUUUGUUUUAAAACAACGUAAAUAACCAUUAAUGUAACAUUUUUUUUCUUUGGGGGUUUACUUUUGUUUUUUUUAAUCAUUUGUUAUAGAGAACGUAAUCAUCAUGUGUAGCGUAGUUGUCUUUUUGUUUUUUUUUGUUUGUACCGCAUGUGUGUCCAUGUGUUUAAUGUUCCCUCAGCGUUCACAUUUUAGUGAAGAAUGUAGCUUCUUCUGUGAAGAGAAAACCGCAAUCUGAGCCUAUUUUUUUGUACUUUUUUUUCUUUUUUUUUUUCAUUCAGCCGUGGCAACAAAAUAAAAUUCCUGAACUGUUGGCCUCA